This is a messenger RNA of Cuscuta campestris, 2511 nucleotides long. Lineage: Eukaryota; Viridiplantae; Streptophyta; Magnoliopsida; Solanales; Convolvulaceae. The record is from the annotation of a GenBank genome assembly.
CGUUCCAUCAUCUCCGAUGGAGCCAAAAUUUCACCAUUUUUUGGCUUUGGGGUGUGAUGGAAUAAAUCAAAAUGGAUCUCUAAACUGUCUGCGCUUCUUUAAUUAAUGAAGUAGCAGUUAGUCAAGCAAUGCAACUUUCGACGUUGAGCCGGGGGUCUCUUUGGAAACAGCCUCUCUACUUUCGAGUAGGGGCAAGCUUGCAGUUUUGCAGCAAAACCUCUCUGUGGUUCAUGAGAUUUGGAGAGAGUGUACUAAGCACUACAAUCCCAGCAUCCUUUGUCUAAGAAAGUUUAUAUGGUCCUUUUCGAAGUUAAGGGAUCUGGAAUCUGCACACUCGAUUCUGCAACAAAUGGUAGAUGCGGCCUCCCUGGAAGAUUUUAUUGUUUGUCAAACUGCCGAUGGAAAGAUGCGUAGCUUGAGAUUGGAUAUUCCAGCACUGUGCCAAGGUGAUGCAAGUCUUCUAAGAAGUGCCACAAGAAAUAGAAGUCACAGUGAGCAAUGCUCUAAUGUUGACACCAUAAAGAAACAGGGAUCUGACAUUUCAAAAAGUACAGUAAAAAUACAAAAGCAAAUUGCUGCCAUGAAGUUGUUGCGGUGGUCUUUCAGUGAUGUCAUACAGGCUUGUGCAGUCAUGCAAAAUGACAUUCUUGCAGAAAAAUUACUAAAUCAGAUGCAAAAUCUUGGGUUGAAACCAUCAAGACAAGCAUAUAAUGCUUUCACAAUGGCAGUUCUUUCUGUAAGAGGUGUCCAUGAUGCCACUGAAGUGCUGAAACUAAUGGGGAAGAAAAACUUGAAACCUUAUGAUUCGACUCUAGUGUGUUUAUCAGUUAGCUGUAGUAGAAUUUCGGAGCUGGAUUUAGCCGAACAUUUUCUUGAUCAAGUAUCUAGUUUUGAAGGUCCCUAUCCUUUUAAUGCCUUGCUAGAAGCAUGUAAUUUCCUGGAUCUACCUGAAAGAGCUAUCCAAACGUUGGCUAAGAUGAAAAAAUUGAAUAUACAACCAGAUAUCAGGACAUACGAGUUAUUAUUCUCGCAGUUUGGAUGUGGGGAUACACCUUACACAGAGGAUGGUUUAAUGUUUCAAAAUGAUGUUUCCAAAAGGAUACAUGCUAUAGACAUGGAUAUGAUGAAGAAUGGUAUCCAUCACAGCCAGCUGUCUAUGAUGAAUUUGUUGAAAGCACUUGGGGCAGUGGGGCUUUUAAAAGAGAUGAUUCAAUACUUGCAUGCUGCAGAGAACCAAUUUCCUCACUAUCAAACUUGUCUUGAAACUUGUCACUAUAACACAGUCUUGCAUUUUCUUGUCAGGGCAAAAGAAAUUAGUAUUGCUUUUGCCAUAUUCAAAGGAAUGAUAUCAUGUGGGAUCCCGUGUGAUGCUGCAACUUACACAAUAAUGGUUGAUUGCUGCACUAUAAUGAAUGACUUCAAAUCUGCAUCUGCCCUGGUUUCCAUGAUGAUCCGAGAUGGUUUCAUUCCACAGAUAUAUAUUUAUACAAGCUUUAUAAAAAUUCUGGUUGUAUCAGAAGAAUUUGGUGAGGCAUUUAAACUACUCAAGAAGGCAAUAUCAGAGGGGAUCCAGCCAGAUGCAUUGCUUUAUAAUAGGAUUGUUCAAAAGGCAUCCGAGAAGGGACGAAUAGAUGUGAUUGAGAUAGUUGUGGAGCAGAUGCACCGAUACAGAGUUCAGCCCAACUCAUCUAUUUGCCGUAACAUAUUCCUUGCAUAUGUAGACCAUGGAUUUUACAAGACCGCCAUGGAAGCAUUACAAGUUUUGUGUAUGAGGAUGAUAUCUUUAGAAGAAAGCACUUUGAAGGAACUACGUGCAGAAUAUGAACACCUGAUUCUCAAUGAUGAGGAAGUGGAAGAUUAUGAAAGGAAGGUAAUCGAGCCUCUCUUUGAGAAAGAAUCUAGUAGAAGAGACGACCAUUUGGUUGCGAUGCUCAUAUUAAGAUGGUGUGCCAUGCUUGGAUUUCCAAUAUCUUGGUCGCCUAAUCAUAGCCCUUGGGCAAAGAGGCUAUCACUUGACUAUGACCUCUCAACACAAGCCAAGAAUUACAAAAACCAUGAGCCCUAGUCAAUGCCGAGGUGUCUAAAUUGGUGCUUGGCACACUAGAAGAAAAAGAUAAGUUUUGGCUUUUUAAGGUUUUUGGUUUGAUUCAUAAAUUCCAUGUAACUUAGGAUAUCAUUCAAAUGCUGACACUUGACAGUGUAUAUAUGUUUGGGUCAAGUAGAAUCCUUUGGAAUUGGCCAAUUUAUUGGUGAAAUAAUUUUAGUGUACUUCAAACAAGCUCUUUUGAGGUGAAAAUGUUAUUUUAACCAAACAUCUCUUCUAAGGCUAAAUACUCACAGGGACAGGGUUCGGACACACAGUAUCGAUUUGGUUAACAGGACCGAGUUGCAGGCGAAGGUUCUCCUUCCCAAGGACUUGUUCGACGACAUUCAGGUAUGCACAUUUAUCCUUUCCCAUCUUCUCCCUUUCCAUUAUUUUGGAGGCACAUUUUAUAAAUUCUAACUAUUGAU